GUUAAGAGCCUAUUCGUGUAUCCAGUCUGAGAUAAGAUUAUGAUUUUGUAUCUACCUAGGAAUCUAGGAUCCACACAUUUCUACAUAACUACGAAUCAAAGCUUUCCUUUUCCUGGUCGUUUCCGAACGGAAGGAGCUGUGCACCAUGUACUCACGAUGACCAUCGAACCAGGGUCGCCGAAAAGGCGACAUAUACUCUCCUCUAUCAACCAACGAUAUCGUUCCGCUUCACCUCAACAAAGAGAUGAACAGACGUCACCCGAAGCGGCACCACCACCACAGGAACCACAGCUUGAACCUGAUGUAGGGCUUAUGGGAGAAGGAGUAGCCACAGAAGCGACGGAAAAGAGGAAGAGGACAUCCAAAUUCCGCUUCAAGUCGAAGAAGAGUUCGGACUCCCGUCGUCAUUCCUCCCGGCACCGAGAUGAUGAUGAAGACCGAGACCGAGACCAUGAUCGCACUGAUCGCAACAACAACGACGACGACGAUCGCGAGUCUCGUCGACACCACAGACAUAGACCCCACCGUCACCACCACCGCCACAAACGGCGACGCACCCGCACCCGCUCGCCAACCCCAGAUAACCCAUACGGCCCACCCCCCCUCGACACCGACGCCGCCUUCCGCGAGUCCCUCUUCGACGCCAUGGCCGACGACGAAGGCGCCGCCUACUGGCAGAACGUCUACGGGCAGCCCGUGCACGUGUACCCGCGCUCGCGGCCCACCACCGGCGACGGGCUAGAGCAAAUGAACGACGACGAGUACGCGGCCUUCGUGCGGCAGAAGAUGUGGGAGAAGACGCACCAGGGGCUCCUCGAGGAGCGCGCGCGCCGCGAGGAGCGGCGGAAGCAGAAAGAGCUAGAACAGGAGGAAGCGAAGAAGCUGACGCGCGAGAUGGAGCGCAGCCUCAGGCGCGGCGAGGCGAGAAGGAGGAGGAAGGGGUGGAAGGAGCGCUGGGAGGAGUAUGUGCGGGCGUGGGAGGAAGGGGGGGCGGUGGCGGCGGAGACGAUGGCGUGGCCGGUGAGGAGCGGGAGGAGGGAGGAUGUUGAUGCGGAGGCGGUUAGGGAUUUUUUCGUCGCGGGGAUCGGUGAUGCCGCGGAGGAGGGGGAGGAGGAGGAGGAUGGUGGGGGCGAGAAAGAGAAGAAAACGGAGUUUCUGGCGAAGCUGAAGGAGGAGCGGGUGAGGUGGCACCCCGAUAAGAUACAGCAGAAGCUGGGCGGCAAGGUGGACGAGGCGGUCAUGCGCGAUGUCACGGCCGUUUUCCAGAUCGUGGAUAAGCUGUGGUCGGAUACCCGGGCUAAGAGAUAGUGAGUAAGUGAGUGUUUUGCCUUGUUGCGAGUAAGGGGUCGCCUUAAGAUGAUCUGUUCGGGAACGAGGCAUGUUUCUAUUUACGCACCCAAUGUAAUGCUAUAUGACAUCACACCAUUAACCCCGGAACACUCAAGAGUGCCUACCUAGUAUACAGUACUCUAGUUCCUUGAGUACCUACCUACAUAUAGUUGAAUUACUACAAUGUAGCAUCCCUCCGUAAUAGGGGCAAUGACCCCCCACAGUUUCCCCUCCAAGAUCAAAGUAUGAAAGCUUCAAGAGCAGAGCCCAAAAAAAGUUCCCUUCUAACCCUAUUCCUAACCCUAACCCUACCUACCCAACAACCUCAACCUCCGCCACAACCCCCAAAUGAUCCGUAACCCACGGCUUCUCAAACCCAAGCCUCACGAUCUGAUCCGCCUUCUCCCCCUCCCCAUCACCAUCACCAUCACCAUCACC
Messenger RNA from Hypoxylon fragiforme, 1767 nucleotides. RefSeq lists its product as uncharacterized. Bases 40 to 1308 code for a protein of 422 amino acids. Gene Ontology annotation, biological process: canonical NF-kappaB signal transduction. The record is from RefSeq and is a predicted model, not a curated record. The transcript has 2 exons. NCBI's taxonomy places the organism in Eukaryota, Fungi, Ascomycota, Sordariomycetes, Xylariales, Hypoxylaceae.